Coregonus sp. 'balchen' is the source of this 37856-nucleotide messenger RNA. The record is from the annotation of a GenBank genome assembly. NCBI's taxonomy places the organism in Eukaryota, Metazoa, Chordata, Actinopteri, Salmoniformes, Salmonidae.
AUGCCUGCCAUCAAAAAGGAGAGACUGGAUGGGGACGUACUGGCAUUGGCUGCCUUCAACCAGUCCGAAUACCUGGCCCCUUUAAAUGCCACCGCUAUCACUGUGGUGACCCCACCGCAGUACGACCAUAUUUUCGCCCAUCACCGCGUGUACUUGGGGCUCCACGACACGGCACUGCAUCACCAGCACCUUCACCAUCACCCGGACGACUUAACGCUGGAGAGGUUUUCCUCCAUCCCCGACUUUCAGCCGUUUUUUGAGAACGGGGAACCAUGCAUCGAGGUGGAAUGCGGGGAGAACAAGGCUUUACUAUACAUUAACAAACUGUGCCAAGGUAGUAAGGGACCCUCAAUCAAAUACCGGGGCGAGUGGCUCACCCCGAAUGAGUUCCAGUUUGUCAGUGGAAGGGAGACCGCCAAAGAUUGGAAACGAAGUAUAAGGCACAAAGGUAGGCAACAGCAAACAUUAUGUCUACAUUUUUUAAAAGUAUGUUCAUUUUGAGAACCAUACCCAAUUUAAGGUUUUUGUCAUUGUUUGGUGAGUGGAAAUCGGUUUCCCUGGUUUGGUUCUGCGUUUCGUAGUUAAAGGGUUACUCAGCAGUACACCAACUACAGUGCGUAAGAAGGGAGAUGAGAAAAGGCACAUACCCUCGCUGUAUCUUCACAGGCAGCGACCAUUCUCAUAACGGGGAGUCAGGAGUCGUGGACUAAGGUGAAAACCGUUAAUAUUUGGGUACAGAAUUCUUUAAAUAUAGUAUGGCAGUUAAUAGACGUUGUGGGUAUCAUUCCGUUGAGUGUUGGGUAUAUCAGCAGGCUAAGUGGGUGUUGACACCUCAAAAGACCAGAAUGAUGUUGGAGACAGGGAACAGCAUUAUUUUACUUGAAGUUCUAGGCUAUUCCUUACUCUUUUGGUUAUUUCGGGGAGCUUAUGGUUGCGAUGCAACUAUCCAAAAUAAUGAUGUUAUUAGUUUGCUACUAUUUUGGUUUGAAAAGUUAUACAUUGGCUCAGACAAAACAAACGUAUCAGAAGAUGUUUGUGAAUUGAUUUAGUAUUAGAACAAUGAAUAUUAUUGACUAACUUUGGGCCUAUUUUAAUAAUUACGCGUUAUUGCGAUGACCGCGUGCGCACUUGUUUUUGAACCCCACCUCACCCCAAGUUCUGUUGGGGGAGGGUGUUGCCCUGAAGUAAUAAAAUAUAGGCUGAUAAUGGAAUGUCUCAUAUCUGAGAUUAGAUACAAUGACAGUAGCCUACUGUCUAUGGAUCUUACCACACGGGGCUCAACUAGAACUCAUCAGUGAAACUAGGUAAUUUAGUUAGAAAAACUUGCAAUUCCAAAUGUAAUGUUUAUGUUUUAGUUUUGGAUUCGUGAUUAUUUAACAAUUAUCCACAUUUUGUGUUGCACAAACUGUUUUAUUCAUGUUUAUGUGUAGACUCUGAUAACACAGUCUUAUGUUUACUAUACAAAUAUAUAGGCCUAUUUAAGGCUAUUGAAGAUCCUGUCAUGUGUAAUCACCUCGAUGUGUGUAGGUUAUUACAUGUAAUUGAUUUAAAGUUGCUGAUAUCAAUGGGUGCUGUAUAAGUAUGGUUUAUUUCUUUAUUAUAACUAUCUCUCUCUCUCUCUCUCUCUCUCUCUCUCUCUCUCUCUCUCUCUCUCUCUCUCUCUCUCUCUCUCUCUCUCUCUCUCUCUCUCUCUCUCUCUCCCUCUCUCUCUCUCAGGGAAAAGUUUAAAGACCCUUAUGUCCAAAGGAAUCUUACAGGUACAUCCUCCAAUCUGUGAUUGCCCUGGGUGUCGAAUUUCGUCUCCAGUGGUAAGAUUAUGGUUCCAUCAGCAUUUAAAUUCUUACAUCUGUUUUUCUUGAUUUAUCAUUGGUUUCAAAAGUGUAUGUUGCCUUGCUGAUUCCAAUUGGCUGUGUUGACGACUGGGCUAAACGUUUUAUUUUAAUUGAAGACACAGAGUAAGCAGCAUUGGUAUUUUUUAAGCAAUCUGCCUUUAGUGACAUAAUUUAUUCAGAAUAAUAUUGGUCUUGAAUGCUCAAUGCUUGGGUGAUGAGUCCUGAUAGUUUCAUAUGAUAUAUUCCCAAACAGUGCCUUCAGAAAGUAUUCAUACCCCUUGACUUAUUCCACAUUUUGUUGUGUUAAAGCCUUUAUUCAAAAUUGAUUAAAUUGAUUUUUUUCUCUCACCCAUCUACACCCAAUACCCCAUAAUGACAAAGUGAAAACAUGGGUUUUGACAUUUUUGCAAAUUUAUUGAAAAUGAAAUACAGAAAUAUCUCAUUUAAAUAAGUAUUCACACCCCUGAGUCAAUACAUGUUAGAAUCACCUUUGGCAGCGAUUACAGCUGUGAGUCUUUCUGGGUAAGUCUCUAAGAACGUUGCACACCUGGAUUGUACAAUUUUUGCACAUUAUUAUUUUUGAAUUCUUCAAGCUCUGUCAAGUUGGUUGUUGAUCAUUGCUAGACAGCCAUUUUCAAGUCUUGCCAUAGAUUCUCAAGCCGAUUUAAGUCAAAACUGUAACUUAGACACUCAGGAACAUUCAAUGUCGUCUUAGUAAGCAACUCCAGUGUAUAUUUGACCUUGUAUUUUAGGUUAUUGUCCUGCUAAACUGUGAAUUUGUCUCCCAGUGUCUGGUGGAAAGCAGACUGAACCAAGUUUUCCUCUAGGAUUUUGCCUGUGCUUAGCUCAUCCAUUUGCAUAUUUUAAUACAAUAUUUCAGAAGAAUUGUAAUACAAAAAAGUAUUACAUGUGUGUUUACAUUCAACUGGUAGAAGUUGAUUGGGAUAUUAUUAAGGGGGAAAAUUACCAUAUGUGGUGUGUGGUGCUUGGCCUUAAGUUUUUGUUCUGCCGGUUGAGUAUGCACUUCUUUAUGUCAUUAUUCACAGAUAUAUACACGGCAUUGAAAUCAACACUGGCUCAAACCACAAAAUUAAGCCGAGUUUGAAUGGCACAAUUCUAGGCAAAGUUAAUAAGUAAUAUGAAUGGGUGACUAGUCAGGCUCCCUUUGCUAGAUUGAUCUCAUUCUCAUGGCUCUUCUGUCCAUUGCUGCUGUUCCUCUCCUAGCUGUUUCACUGGGCUGUGUUUGCCAUGCCGUGCCCGUUUGGCUGAGCUAAUGGCAUUAUGCCAAGCAGGCUGUGAGGCGUCACAGGUGUGGUGUCUGUGCCAGUGUGCUAGCUUUGAGCGAGCACGUCACUGGCUCACCGUUGCAGACUCACCGUCGCCGGCUCACUGUCGCCGAAUCUGUUCACACAGGUGUGCCGUGUGUGUGUUUUCUAUCACUACGGAGUGCAUCUGUCAUCGCUCCCAAGCGCUAAUCUUGAGGGCGUAAGAGGCUUAGCGAGCUACUGAGUGUGGCUACUGCUGAUUUUUGUGUGUGAUGCAUGCAAGGCAAAGGUGGUUUAGAUAAGCUGGUGUUUGAGUGAUAUAGGUAAACUGGUGACGUUUUUCACAGCCAAGAAUACAGAUAUUCGCUACAACCACAUAUAGUUAAUGGAAAAUGAUUUGCAAAUGGAAUGCAUUGGCUAAAAAGAGAGUUUGUGGAGAAUAUAGAAGUAGAUUCGUUUUUGGGGGGAAUUUAACAUAUCAUUUUCAGAUAUGGAUAUUAGGUCAUGGGUAUACUGAAGUUAUAGCAUAGUGGUUUCACUCUGUAGACUAAAUGAAUGAUACUGCAGCUAAACAGCGGCACAAUCAAUAUUGUCGGGUUGUCUGAAAAUUGUCUCUCUUUAAAGAAAAUGUACGUAAUUUCUACUGACAGUAAAUUAACAGUCAUAGAGUGACAUGACUCAAGUAACUUGCCAGGAGGAGUUGCCUUUCUGAGUCCUGACACAAAAGCCUAUUGUAAUCGUCCUGUUUACAGCAGUGUGCACACCUCUUUGUUGUCAGUGCCUGUUGUUUGCUUAGUCAGAAAUGGCAGGCUUUUCUCUACAGACGUGCUUGUCUGAUGACUUGUGAUGGUUGGUGAUAUUCUAUCUAUUGUUUAUGAGCAGUGCGGGUUCCUGUGAAUUGUUUUCACAAACCAAGGCUGGGAUUUCAACAAAUCUGAAAUUACUGCCAAAUAACACAUUGUAGGCCUACAUGUAUCUCACAUCUUAUCAUCUUAUGUAUGUCAUCCUUGGCACAGCAGAAGGUAAUACAUUGUAGACAGCCUCCUGUUUGGCAUUCAAGUAGCUGAAAGUGGCACAGGUUGAAAAGCCAUGAUAAUGUUGUAUGACAGUAUGUUACCAUUGUGCUGAAUGUGUCCAAACCUAUAGUUUUCCCCAGUUUCACUUUCACUCUCUCUCUCUCUCUCUCUCUCUCUCUCUCUCUCUCUCUCUCUCUCUCUCUCUCUCUCUCUCUCUCUCUCUCUCGCUCUCUCUCUCUCUCUCUCUCUCUCUCUCUCUCUCUCUCUCUCUCUCUCUCUCUCUCUCUCUCUCUCUCUCGGGAGGUAGAGCUACAGAGGCUACCCUAGUGAAUAACAAACACAAACAGCACAGCACAGAGAGUCGGCAGGUUCACGAGAGGCGUGGAGGAGAAUGGCAGGCAGCGGGGCUUGUCUCGUCUGUCUUGGCAUCUUCCUCCCCCGUGCCGCCCGCCGGCGAAUGGCACACACUAGCACUCUCGCUGUGAUGAUCUCACACACAUGCACGCGCACGCACACCACAUUAAUACAGAGCUACUGUACAUAUUCACCCUGUAACAAUUGAGCAACAUAACAUUUAGAGCCAUUUUCAGUGUUUUGUGUUAUGCUCUACUAUACUAGGCCUAUAGUACAGUAUACUGUUUAGUAUGCUGUUUUGCUAUCAGUUACUGUCACCAUUGGGAUAUAUACAACAUGACACAAAAGUGUGUGUUGAUAAAGUAAUAAUGCCAGAGAAGCCGGUGUUUGGAGGAUAUAUAGCUACUGGUGUUGUUAGGCCCGAGACAAAGUCGAGGGCGGGCAAACCGUGCCAAUACAUCCUCCAAAUACUGGCUUCGAGGGCAUUAUCACUUUUAUACAACGGGUUACCAACAUAUUCAAAUAAUGAUUGACAUACACUACCGGUCAACAUUUUUAGAACACCUACUCAUUCAAGGGGUUUUCUUUAUUUUGUACUAUGUUCUACAUUGUAGAAUAAUAGAGAAGACAUCAAAACUAUGAAAUAACACAUAUGGAAUCAUGUAGUAACCAAAAAAGUGUUAAACAAAUCAAAAUAUAUUUUAUAUUUGAGAUUCUUCAAAUAGCCACCCUUUGCCUUUAUGACAGCUUUGCACACUGCCUUGAUGACAGCUUUGCACACUCUUGGCAUUCUCUCAACCAGCUUCACCUGGAAUGCUUUUCCAACAGUCUUGAAGGAGUUCCCACAUAUGCUGAGCACUUGUUGGCUGCUUUUCCUUCCCUCUGAGGUCUGACUCAUCCCAAACAUCUCAAUUUGGUUGAGGUCGGGGGAUUGUGGAGGCCAGGUCAUCUGAUUCAGCACUCCAUCCCUCUCCUUCUUGGUAAAAUAGCCUUUACACAGCCUGGAGGUGUGUUGGGUCAUUGUCCUGUUGAAAAACAAAUGAUAGUCCCACUAAGCCCAAACCAGAUGGGAUGGCGUAUCGCUGCAGAAUGCUGUGGUAGCCAUGCUGGUUAAGUGUGCCUUGAAUUCUAAAUAAAUCAAAGACAGUGUCACCAGCAAAGCAGCCCCACACCAUAACACCUCCUCCUCCAUGCUUUACAGUGGGAAAUGCACAUGCAGAGAUCAUCCGUUCACCCACACCGCGUCUCACAAAGACACAGCGGUUUGAACCAAAAAUCUCCAAUUUGGAAUACAGACCAAAGGACAUAUUCCCACCGGUCUAAUGUCCAUUGCUUGUGUUUCUUGGCCCAAAUAAGUCUCUUCUUCUUAUUGGUGUCCUUUAGUAAUGGUUUCUUUGCAGCAAUUCGACCAUGAAGGCCUGAUUCUUCUCUGAACAGUUGAUGUUGAGAUGUGUCUGUUACUUGAACUCUGUGAAGCAUUUAUUUGGGCUGCAAUUUCUGAACUUAUCCUCUGCAGCAGAGGUAACUCUGGGUCUUCCAUUCCUGUGGCGGUCCUCAUGAGAGCCAGUUUCAUCAUAGCGCUUGAUGGUUUUUGCGACAGCACUUGAAAAAACUUUCAAAGUUCUUGAAAUGUUCCAUAUUGACUGACCUUCAUGUCUUAAAGUAAUGAUGGACUGUCGUUUCUCUUUGCUUAUUUGAGCUGUUCUUGCCAUAAUAUGGACUUGGUCUUUUACCAAAUAGUGCUAUCUUCUGUAUACCCCCCCCCCCCCCCCACCUUGUCACAACACAACUGAUUAGCUCAAACACAUUAAGAAGGAAAGAAAUUCCACAAAUUAACUUUUAAGGAGACACACCUGUUGAUUGAAAUGCAUUCCAGGUGACUACCUCAUGAAGCUGGUUGAGAGAAUGCCAAGAGUGUGCGAAGUUGUCAUCAAGGCAAAGGGUGGCUAUUUAAAGAAUCUCAAAUAUAAAAUUUGGUUACAUGAUUCCUUAUGUGUUAUUUCAUAUGGUCGUUCGUUCUAUCGGUUCGGUUGCUAGAGACGCGACCCAGUCGUUCAGUCUUUAUGUUCUGUAUCUAUGGACGCCACCCAGUCGGUCAUUCUAAAUGUUCCAUUGCCAUACUGGCUGGCAAUGUUCUUAUCCCUUGCUUGCUAGCUAGCUAACUAUGGCUAACUUACAGUCACGUCAAAAAGUGCAGCCAGAAUAACAGCAAAGUAGCUGCACUUGCAUUUGUUGAAGCUGUUUUCUACAGACAUUUAUUUGGAUAUAUCAAUAACAAUGAGCUAAUGAGGCACGAUUUCGCCUGGCAUAGAAAAUGUGCUCACUCCUCAGGACACUGUGUUGUUCAGAGGAGCUAGCCAACAACACCGCUAACACAAUCACUUCAAACUGAAGCUGGAAAGACAGCGAACUCGCUGCACUUCGUUUCGUUUUACCUUUUUCAAUUUACAUUUCUUUGUAUAUAUCCAUAAAAAUGAUGCCAGCUGAUUCAUGAUUUCGACUGGCUGAGAAACGCUGCCUGCCUGUCUGUCUGUCUCGUCCUGACUCCUGGCACAUCCAUUACUAUGGGACAGCUGGAGAUCGAUUUUGAAUAUUGAAACAAUGUUGCAAAUGUCGGAGAGACAGACAGCGAGGUUUAUCCAAAUUUCUGCUGAUGAAAACAAAAUGUUAGUCUAAAAGAAAUGUGAGAUAAUGUCUGGAUGCUUUUUAUAGUAGAGAUCAAGUUUAUAAAUUGCUUGGCUGAGCUGAUGAGACAGUGGAUUGCGCAUUCAGAUGGAACUAUGUAAAUAGGCAUUUUAACUUAAUAGAUUUAGCCGGUGGUAACUUGUGGAAUAGACACCAGCUGGAAUGAGCUUUUAACCAAUCAGCAUUCAGGAUUAGACCCACUCGUUGUAUAAUUGACAAAUGUCUGGUUUGUCUGCUUGUAUUUGAUAUACUGAGGUUGUACUGUUGAGGUAUGACAUACAUGAAUAAAAUAGAACAUGUUAAUAAAGCCAUGUUUGCUCGUGGCUCCUGUGUUUAACUGCUCUGUAGACGUGUGCUCUUCAUGCUCCGGUGUGUGUGGUCACUGUUUGAGAGAGGGGUAAGUGGUGUGUGUGUGUGUGUGUGUGUGUGUGCUCCAGGGAGAACCGGGAUUUCUGCGCUCUGUUAUUCCAGCGGAACUGGCGGAGGCCGGGAGGAAAUUACACUCUUCACCUCCGGCUUGUAAAGCGUUCCUCCAAUCAGGGGCCUCCCCCUCUCCUGCAUCCUGACCACAUAGAGAGAAAGAACAACACACACACGCACACAUACACACACAUAUACGCACUCACAUACAUACAGUGCUUUCAGAAAGUAUUCAUACCCCUUGACCUAUUCCACAUUUUGUUGUGGUAUAGCCUGAAUUCAAAAUGGAUUCAAUGGAUUUUUGUAUCUCACCCAUCUACCCACAAUACCCCAUAAUGACAAAGUGAAAACAUGUUUUUAGAAAUUUUAGCAAAUUUAUUGAAAAUGAAAUAUAGAAAUAUAUAAUUUACAUAAGUAUUCACACUCCUGAGUCAACACUUUGUAGAAGCACCUUUGGCAGCGAUUACAGCUGUGAGUCUUUCUGGGUAAGUCUCUAAGAGAUUUCCACACCUGGAUUGUGCCACAUUUGCCCAUUAUUCUUUUCAUAAUUCUUCAAGCUCUGUCAAAUUGGUUGUUGAUCAUUGCAAGACAACCAUUUUCAGGUCUUGCCAUAGAUUUUCAAGUAGAUUUAAGUCAAAACUAUAACUCGGCCAUUCAGGAACAUUCACUGUCUUUUUGGUAAGCAACUCCAGUGUAGAUUUGGCCUUGUGUUUCAGGUUAUUGUACUGCUGAAAGGUGAAUUCAUCUCCCAGUGUCAGGUGGAAAGCAGACUGAACCAGGUUUUCCUCUAGGAUUUUGCCAGUCCUUAACCAUUACAAGCAUACCCAUAACAUGAUACAACCACCACUACACUUGAAAAUAUGGAGAGUGGUACUCAGUAAUGUGUUGUAUUGGAUUUGCCCCAAACAUAACACUUAUAAUUAGGACAAAAAUGUAAUCGCUUUGCCACAUUCUUUGCAGUAUUACUUUAGUGCCUUGUGUUGCAAACAUGAUGCAUGUUUUGGAAUAUUUUUCAUUUUUUCACUCUUGUCAAUUAGGUUAGUAUUGUGGAGUAACUACAAUGUUGUUGAUCCAUCCUCCGUUUUCUCCUAUCACAGCCAUAAACUCUAACUGUUUUAAAGUCACCAUUGGCCUCAUAGUGAAAUCCCUGAGCGGUUUCCUUCCUCUCCGGCAACUGAGUUAGGAAGAACACCUGUAUCUUUGUAGUGACUGGGUGCGUUGAUAUACCAUCCAAGGUGUAAUUAUUAACUUCACCAUGCUCUAAGGGAUAUUCAAUGUCUGCUUUUAUUUGUAUUUUUACCCAUCUACCAAUAGGUGCCCUUCUUUGCAAGGUAUUGGAAAACCUCCCUGUUCUUUGUGUUUUUUAAAAGUUUUUUUUAUUUUUUUUGUCAUUUAGCAGACGCUCUUAUCCAGAGCGACUUACAGUUAGUGCAUACAUUAUUAAAAAAAAAAAAAUUCAUACCCCAUGUGGGAAUCGAACCCACAACCCUGGCGUUGCUAACGCCAUGCUCUAUCAACUGAGCUACAUCCCUGCCGGCCAUUCCCUCCCCUACCCUGGACGACGCUGGGCCAAUUGCGCGCCGCCCCAUGGGUCUCCCGGUCACGGCCGGCUACGACAGAGCCUGGAUUCGAACCAGGAUCUCUAGUGGCACAGCUAGCACUGCGAUGCAGUGCCUUAGACCACUGCGCCACUCGGCAUCCCCUCGGUUGAAUCUGUGUUUGAAAUUCACUGAUCGACUGAGGGACCUUACAGAUAAUUGUAUGUGUGGGGUACAGAGAUGAGGUAGUCAUUCAAAAAUCAUGUUAAAUACAGAUGCACGCACAAACGCUAGCAAACACACACACACACACACACACACACACACACACACACACACAUACACACACACACACACACCUCCAUGUUAGGGGAGAUUACUCUUUGUUAUUAUUAUUAUUAUUAUUAUUAUUAUUAUUAUUAUUAUUAUUAUUAUAGCCUGUACAUCCCUGCCUUUGAAUAUAUUUGACCUCCAACCACAGUCAUUUUAGGGUCGUUGAAACUAAAAGAACCAUAGGUUACCAUUUCAAAAUCAGAUUUAUUGUGUGAUUUUCAUGUAUAUUUCAAUGUGUUGCACAUUGUAACCCAGUGUGACACUGCUAAGCCAUAGAAGUAGACAUUCAUUUGAUAUAUGGACUAGAGUCAGUGGUUAUUAGGGCGUGAUCCAUAUUAGUGCCUUUCUUAUAUAUAAGACAGGAAGAACAGGAAGUUACCGGUACAAUACCAAUAUAAGUUGCUGUAGAUAUUGUACAGAGCAGGGCCAUGUUCAGUUGCAAAACGUUCUCAAACGUUGCAGAUAGAAAUUCCAUGAAGAGAGCCGACGUGAUUUCUUAUUCUAUGUUGGAGAGGCAUGUUUGUUCUAAAUAGCAUAUUUAUAUCUGAACGUUCCAAAACGUUGCGUCCUGCUGAACGCACCCUUGGUUAGUGAUUUGAUAUGGCCAUUUGUUGGGGACUUGCUAUUGGCUGAGUGCCACUGUGAUGCUGGGGAUAAGCAGGACUGACGCCUCUGUGUUUCUGAACAGCUCACUCCCCGCAGGGAGUUGGAGUGUGUGUGUGUGUGCGCAUGCGUAUGCACAAAUGUGUGUAUGUCUUUUCGUGAGUGUGUUUGUGCUGUAGGUGUGCAAUGUGUGUGGGUCUCUCUGUGUGUCCCACAUGGCACUAAGGCUAUGCUACCAUGGCAACCACAGUAUCCAUCUUUAGGGCAGGAGCGAUGCAUGGUUCGGGACUCUAGUGUGUUUCUUAGUCAAUUGGCCAAAUUAGAGAAUAACUGAGUCUCUAAUGAUUUGCAUAUCCACUAGGGGUCUUGCAAUUUGGGUAGCCAUAGUUUUAGCAAUCAAUACUAAAAGUGCAACUUAUUGGCAGGGUUACACAUACUGUAACACACUCCCUCCCUCUGUCUCACACACACAAACACACAGGCACGCACGCACGCGCGCACACACAAACACAAGCGCGCACACAUACACUCAACAUAGCCACUUUAUAUAUCAAUGAAUAAUUCCAUCUGCAAUGAUCCAUUAAGCCAGUGAAUUAGCCAUUAGCCAGUGUUAGCCUGCACUCUCAGUAAGAGGCUAGAUGACAGGACCAGAGAUUGACAGGGAGAGUGAAGUCUCUGGCCUCGAUCAGAGCCCCUAUAUACCUUGCCUUUCUCCUGUCUCCUGUGUGUGUGCAUGUGUGUGUGUUUUUGGGUGGGACUGAUGGAGUAAGCUAAAUAAGGUGGACUGCUCGUCUAUCAGUUGUUUGCAGCUGAUGAUGACAAAGCCAGCAGAGAUAUUUAUGGAACUUCUCUCUCCUCCCAGUAUGUGAACAGACGUCUGACCUCAUAUGAUAGCAGAGUGUUCGAGUGGUCUCGUCCUCUUUCUGUGGGGCCUCUUCACUGACGCUACACUCUUAGAAAAAAGGGUUCUAAAAGGGUUCUUCAUCUGUCCCCAUAGGAGAACCCUUUUUUGGUUCCAGGUAGAACUCUUUUGGGUACCAUGUAGAACCCUCUGGGGAAAGGGUCCUACAUGGAACCCAAUAGGGUUCUACCUGGAACCAAAAUGGGUUCAUCAAAUGGUUCUCCUAUGGGGACACCCGAAGAGCCCUUUUAGGUUCUAGUUAACACUUUGUUUUCUAAGAGUGUAGUCACUCAACUCAGUGUUUCACACAUGCCACGGUAUGCAGAGUAGUGUGAUUGAAUGAAAGAUAUAUGCUAUAAUGCUAUAAAUACAGGUUUGCGUAAUUUGUUUGUAUACAAAAAUCUAUCUGUAAUUAUUUUCAGACAUUGGGGCGGAUAUAAAGCCUUCUCAGACGUAUAUUUUCGUUUUAUUCUGCAAAACUCAACCUUGCUGCACUCAGCUUUCUCUCUAUCUCCCUUAGACACCCCCUCCCUGCCUCUCCCCCGCUCUGUUUUUGUCUGGGGAGAGAAUGGCAGAGUCGUUACCUGUCUAAAGCUCUCGCACGGCUGCCUUGGCGGGCCUAUCCAAACACAAGAUAGAGGCGAGAGAGAGAGAGGCGCUGGCACACCUGGCUGCACCGCCACUAACCUCCCACCACCGCCCCUGCUCCCCCUCACCGCCUCUCGCCCUCCCAUACCCCUUUCCCUCCCUCCGCUCGUCCCUCGCCCUGACCACUGGGCCGCAACUGCCCGUUCGUGUUGGGGGCGAGGGGUGGGGGCAGAGAGGGGAGAGGGAGGACGGUGUGUGUGUGUCUGUGUGUGUGUGUGUGUGUGUGUGUGUGAGGGAGGUGGCGGGGGGAGGGGGGAGGGGGGGCGUUUGGUUGCAUGCCUGUCCUUCCCAUAGUGCUUUCUCCCCCCCAAAAAAUAAUAUUCUGGCCAUGAAAAACCAAGUGUUGCCUUGCCACUACAUACCCCCCUCCACAAACACACAGACACACACUUUUAUCACAGUCUUUUCCACUAUUAAAUAUAGUCCGUGACUAAGCAUUUAUAUAUGUGCCAUGUGUACAAUAUGGUGAAAAGGAGGUUGUAUGAUUUGUGGGAGGGGUUGUAUGAUUUGAAAUGUGUCCCUAAUGUAACUUCUAAAGUCUGUAAUGUACUUUCAGAAUUGUAGCUUACUUUAUUUAUAGAAAUGUCAGUGUCUUGGUGGGUGAGUGGGUGAGUAAGACAUAGUGGAGGUCAGCAUAAACAAAAAAAGGAGUUAAGUGCACACAAACACGUUUGUUUAGCUCUUUUUUUCACUGGACCUAUGUGAAUGUGGCAAUGACGGUACUUUUUUCCUCUCCCUCCUCCCUCCUCCUCUCUCCCUCAACCCCCCUGUUGUCUCCUAACUACCCCUCCCCCUCUGCCAGUCCUCACGCCAAGUCCCCCCUCAUACCGCCUCCGCACACACACACACGCUGAGAGGUAACGGCAGACAGGCGCGUGACUCAUUAGGCAUUCAUCCCCCAGGGAGAACGCUGGGGGGGCGCGUGCGAGAGAGAGAGACCGCCGCAGCUGCAGGAAUGUCGCGGGCGGCUACCGCUGUGUGUGCGCAUGCUGGUUUGAGCCAGUGGCAGGGUACAGCACCUUUUAGGAAAUAAGGCAGGGAGAAAAAACACAUGAAUAGACUUUUCCACAGAGGCUUCAUUUAAGGUCUGGAAUAAGCUUAGUAAAGAAAUGUGUCUUCAAUAAAAUACAAUAUUACUGUUUGCCAGUAUUGUUUGGCAUUAAAUAUAAGCCUGUGGUUUUGAUAAAACACUAACAACAACAACAGGAUCUUUCUGUAGUUUUAAAACAAUUAUAUUAUUUUAUGAAUGUAUAGAGCCAAUGCUACUAAAGUUACUGGUGUCUGUGUGUGUGGUACGGCGGUGGAUAGCCGACGCCAGCAUGGAGUUAAACACACACUUUGGUCGGAUAAGUGGUUUUAGUGAAAUGCAAAAGCUUUUUGGGAAGAAUUCCAGCCACAGGUCUUGUAUAGUAUACUCCUACUUUGUUGAAGUCUAAACCUGUGUGUGUGUGUUUGUCUGUCUGUGUGCACACAAAUGUGUGUGUGUUGUUUGUGUGUGAUGUGAAAUACAGAUAUAUUUAUUGGCUGGCCGUCAGACAGAAUGUGUAGGAGGGGAUAUUCAUAAAGGUGCUUUUAGUGGAUCGUUUAUGAAAUACUUUUUUCCAUUGCUGACAGAGGGUUGACCACACAGUAAGGCUGCCUUUAGUGUGUGUGUGUACUUAAAAUAACAAAAUGGAGUUGUUUCAACUAAUUAUUCCACAGCCUUUUUUUAUUGUUUACUCAACUUUUCGGUCCUAGUGAUACUUGAACUAAAACAAAAUAGUUGCCACAAAAAACAGCCAAAAAUUCAGUCAACUUAAAACUAUGUGUUUGCUCAACUUGUCUCAUAUGUUUAUUCAACAAAAAAAUAUUAUUUGGGCAUCUAAAAAAGGCCAUGGAACUAGUUACACACAGUGCUUUUAACAUACAAUGUUUUCAACCUACAUAUUUGACACACAUGAUUACAUUGUAAUGGCAUGUUCAUUUGUACAGUAAUUAUUAUUCAACAUGUUCUCACCUGGGAUUUGAACUCACAACCUCUUGGUUCACAGCAUUCCAAUCUUCCUGCUAUGCCACCAUGUCUGGUGGAAGAACAUAUGAGACAAUUUGAGCAAACACAUCAUUUUAAGUUGACUGAAUUUUUACGUUGGAGCUAAGUUUGGGCCAACACGUUUUUUUCAGUUUAGGUAACACUUCGAGUGAAAAGUUGAGUAAACAAAAAAAGGCUAUGGAACCAGUUACUUAAUAAUAAUUAGUUGAAACAACUAGAUAUUUUUUACAGUGUGUUUGUGUGUGUUUACAUAUAUGUUUAUACAUGUGUGUAUUUAAUACUACUUCUCCUGUUGAUGUGUGUGUGUUUGUGUGUGUUUAUUAUGAUUGUGUCUUUUUUACACUCCUACGUGGACUGCCAGGGGUGUGUUUUGUUUCAUGUUUUGUUUUAGAGAGCCCUCCUCUGCGCUGUGGAAGUGUUGCCGGAAACAGUGGGAGCCCACCCCCAGUUCUGCGUCAGUGCUGCUAAAGAAAGGAUAGGGGUUUUCCGGGGCUGGUGGCCUGGGUAUGUCAGGGCCAUGUGGGUGGUUGUCUACACACAAAGCCACAAUCUAUGUGCUUCUUCCUAGGCAGAAUAUUCCAGUGGACCAGCACACAAUGCUUGUCUGCUAAGUAAAAACCCUCUUUACAUGCAGGGGAAUUCUUCAGGAACAGGUGUGGUGUGUGUGUCCAUGAACAGGUGUGUAUGUGUGUUUGAGAGAGUGUGUGAGUUCACAAGGCAGGUGUGUGUGUGUAUGCGUGUGUACGUAUAUGACAGGUGUGUGUCUGUCUUAUACAGAGAGAGAGAGAGAGAGAGAGAGAGAGAGAGAGAGAGGAGAGAGAGGGGGGAGCAGCUGAUAGAGAGGAGAGAAGGAGGAGAGAGAGAGAGAGGAGAGAGAGAGAGAGAGGAGAGGAGAGAGAGGAGAGAGAGGAGAGAGAGAGAGAGAGAGAGAGAGAGAGGAGAGAGAGAGAGAGAGAGAGAGAGAGAGAGAGAGAGGAGAGAGAGAGAGAGAAUACUCCAUACCUCUAGUCCAAGUAGCUAAGUCAGAGGGAGUCGAGCGGGAAUAGCAGAGAAGUCCUCCACUGUCCUCACACAGUUGAGAAGAACUUAUACAAAGGUACUGCUUUCCACAGAUCUGCCUGUGGAAAGAAGAAAAGAAAAACCCUCUUUCGGUAAGACAGAAAAAUAGAUUUAUUUUGCAGAACUAUGUGGCCCUGCUCAUCCUGAGGGAUGUUUUCAUCUUUAUCCUCUUUUCCCCCCUCCCUCAUUUUAAUGUCUGCCACUUGAGAGCCUCCAGAGGGGUUGCACCUGUUUGCCUCUUGGCUAGGCGCCCCUGCCCCAGCCUGCCACUCAUGUCUUCGCCCCUUGUGGGAUGGAGGGAGGAGAGAGGGGGGGGGGGGGGGGGGGUUGUGUGUGGUAGAAGGGAUAGCUGGAGGGCUCAGAGGCAUCCGGGAGAGUAGAGUGGAGAUGUAGGCACUGAGAGAGCGAGAGGGAGGGAGGGAGAAAAAAAGAGCGACAGAGAGAGAGAGAGAGGGCGGGGAUAGAGAGAGAGAGAGCGUUUCAAAGUUAUGUCCACUCUGUGUUUAUCUGUAUUGCUUUUUCUCCUUUUUCUCCUUUUACUCAAAUUAAAUUCUCUCUUUCUUUCCUCCUCUUCUGUUUCUCUCCCCCAUUUCCUCCAAUUCUCCCUCUGCCUCUCUCUCUCUUCUCCCCCCCCCCCCCCCCCCAUAUUUAUCUCUAUAGAGCCGUGUUAAUCUGCAGUGACCUCUUCAGGUCACAUUAAAGGUCACCCAGCUUCACUCCCAUAACCCCUUAGGGCCACAAUCCUCCUUUCUUUUCCCUUUCGCUCCGCUCAUUAGAGCUUUGUGGCCCAAAAGCAGUGAACACUCCAACCAUAAUCAUUUCCUGUCCUCCCUUUAUAUGACCCCCUUAUCACUUAGGAUUCUGGCUAUGGUAAACAAUGGUUGUUUAGGCGAUCCCCCUAUCAUGAUUUCUGUGGUAAAUUUGAUAAGUAUGUUUGUAUGGAGGUAUAAUGUCAAUUGAAACCUAUAUUGUGUUAUUACUCACAUCCAUAGUUAAUAACUAUAUCAUAUAGUUGGCCUAUAUACUUGUCAGCGGUGUCUCAGCCAGGACAUGAAGCCUAUUCUUCAGGAAAAGCAUAUGAUUUUGGAGAGUAGUUUUUUUCCUGUGUUUCCUGAAUGGAGUCUAUCCUACUUUUAGUCAGUUGAGCACAUUUCAGUGGGCUUGUGCAGUAGUAAUGGCUUGCUUUUUCAAGCACAUUGCGAGGACCAUUGAUCACACUUGUCAGGUUUCCCAUUUCUAAUACCAAAAGAUAGUUUUGGUGUGGUGUUUUCCUUUAAAAUAGUACAUUUAUCCCUUUUUUAGGUUUUUUUGGUAGUUUGUUUCAUGAAUAGCCUCCAUAUUUGUACUUAAUAAUAAUCAUAAUUUUAUUUGUAUGUUCCGGUCAUACAAAUGACUAAUUCAGCUGUUAUGUUCAACUAUGGAGAUUGAGCCCAUGUGGUACUUUUUAUGUUCUUAGUAUUGCCUCUGAAUAAUGCUAAAUGCUGUUUCGAAAAAGUGAUGUAUUGUAGAACAAAUGAAUCUCAUAUAAUGAUCACUCCUAAUAUAAAUGUAUGCUAUUGCUUCCGUGACAGCAGCAGCAUUGAUUUCUGUGUAUGACUGAUGUGGAAUAUUAUGGUGGUCACUGCACACCAAGUCAGAUGUUUAGAGUGGAAGAGUGCUUAGAACGCUAGCUACUAGCAUGUUAGCACAUGCUUAUUGUUAGCAUAUUAAGCACAUGCUUAGUAUUAGCAUGCUAGCAUGUGCUUAGUGUUAGCAUGUUUAUCUGUGGAUGGAUAUUGACCUCAUUCCGUCAGUAGAGGAUGCCUGGAUGUUCUUCAAAAGUGCUUUCCUCUCCAUCUUAAAUAAGCAUGCCCCAUUCAAAAAAUUCAGAACUAAGAACAGAUAUAGCCCCUGGUUCACCCCAGACUUGACUGCCCUUGACCAGCACAAAAACAUCCUGUGGCAUACUGCAUUAGCAUCGAACAGCCCCCGCGAUAUGCAACUUUUCAGGGAAGUCUGGAACCAAUAUACACAAUCAGUUAGGAAAGCAAAGGCUAGCUUUUUCAAACAGAAAUUUGCAUCCUGUAGCACUAACUCCAAAAAGUUUUGAGACACUGUAAAGUCCAUGGAGAAUAAGAGCACCUUCUCCCAGCUACCCACUGCACUGAGGCUAGGAAACACUGUCACCACCGAUAAAUCUACGAUAAUCAAGAAUUUCAAUAAGCCUAAACGAUAUAAUAAGCCUAAACGAAGUCCUAAACGAUAUAAUAACCGCGAUCGAUAAAAGACAGUACUGUGCAGCCGUCUUCAUCGACCUGGCCAAGGCUUUUGACUCUGUCAAUCACCGCAUUCUUAUUGGCAGACUAAAUAGCCUUGGUUUCUCAAAUGACUGCCUCGCCUGGUUCAAUGUGUCAAAUCGGAGGGCCUGUUGUCUGGACCUCUGGCAGUCUCUAUGGGGGUGCCACAGGGUUCAAUUCUCGGGCCGACUCUAUUCUCUGUGUAUAUCAAUGAUGUCGCUCUUGCUGCUGGUGACUCUCAGAUCCACCUCUAUGCAGACGACACCAUUUUGUAUACAUCUGGCCCUUCAUGGACACUGUGUUAACAAACCUCCAAACGAGCUUCAAUGCCAUACAACACUCCUUCCGUGGCCUCCAACUGCUCUUAAACGCUAGUAAAACUAAAUGCAUGCUCUUCAAUCGAACGUUGCUUGAACCCGCCCGCCCGACUAGAAUCACUACUCUCGGCGGGUCUGACUUAGAAUAUGUGGACACCUACAAAUACCUAGGUGUCUGGUUAGACCGUAAACUCUCCUUCCACACUCACAUUAAGCAUCUCCAAUCCAAAGUUAAAUCUAGAAUCAGCUUCCUAUUUCGCAACAAAGCCUCCUUCACUCAUGCUGCUAAACAUGCCCUCGUAAAACUGACUAUCCUACCGAUCCUUGACUUCGGCGAUGUCAUUUACAAAAUAGCUUCCAACACUCUACUCAGCAAAUUGGAUGUAGUCUAUCACACUGCCAUCCGUUUUGUCACCAAAGCCACAUAUACUACCCACCAUUGUGACCUGUACGCUCUCGUUGGCUGGCCCUCACUACAUAUUCGUCGCCAAACCCACUGGCUCCAGGUCAUCUAUAAAUCACUGCUAGGCAAAUCCUCGCCUUAUCUUAGCUCAUUGGUCACCAUAGCAACACCCACCCGUAGUAUGCGUUCCAGCAGGUAUAUCUCACUGGUCAUCCCCAAAGCCAACACCUCCUUUGGCCGCCAUUCCUUCCAGUUCUCUGCUGCAAAUGACUGGAACGAACUGAAAAAAUCUCUGAAGCUGGAGACACUUAUCUCCCUCACUAACUUUAAGCAUCAGUUGUCAGAGCAGCUUACCGAUCACUGCACCUGUACACAGCCCAUCUGUAAUUAGCCCACCCAACUACCUCAUCCCCAUAUUGUUAUUUACAUUGUUAUUUAUUUUGCUCAUUUGCACCCCAGUAUCUCUAUUUGCACAUCAUCUUCUGCACAUCUAUCACUCCAGUGUUAAUACUAAAUUGUAAUUAUUUUGCACUAUGGCCUAUUUAUUGCCUUACCUCGAUAACUUACUACAUUUGCACACACUGUAUAUAGAUUUUCUAUUGUGUUAUUGACUGUACGUUUUUGUUUAUUCCAUAUGUAACUCUGUGUUGUUGUUGUUUUUAUCGCACUGCUUUGCUUUAUCUUGGCCAGGUCGCAGUUGUAAAUGAGAAUGUGUUCUCAACUGGCUUACCUGGUUAAAUAAAGGUGAAAUAAAAAUAAAUAAAUAAAUAAAAAUGAUCACAUCCUUAAUGUUAGCAUGUUAGCACGUGCAUGCUGUUAGCAUGUUAGCAUCAAACUGGAGAACAGGCAUUUCUAAGAGCUUCUCACCUUUUUCUGUAGAACCGCGGGCGUUUGGCAGAGAAGCGCACCAUCCCCCUGCCCCCCAACCGUGUGCCCAAGAGGGAGCUCUCCUCCGUCUUUAGCAGUGACGACAGCGAGGGCAGCGACCGCGCCAGCGGAGACCAUGCCCACAUCAAGCAGGAGGAUGAGCUGCAUUACAGUAUCAUAAGAAAGAGGUAAGGUCUGGAAGAACUCCUGUGUCGGAAUGAUAUUGGGAUAUACAAAACUCAUCACCUAUGAUCUGUCCAUACCCAUUCCCAACCUGUCUCAGUUCAUUGCUUUAAGGUGUGUAGAAGUGUACAAGCUCUGUGCUUACAGAAAGUUUUGUGUUGGCAUGUAAGACAUUUGUGUUUUCUUGCUUGUCUUUCUUGCUCAUUCUACAGUGCAAUGUUUGAGUCACUGAAACACUUCCCACCGCUGUGCAGUAUUUUGGUCUUCAUAGAGUUGAAUAUGCUUAAUAACCCUUUAUAAUACUAAUAAUGCUCUACAGUACAGGAUAAAGUGAGUGCAAUAAAAUAACUGACGUGCUCCUAAUAUUGAUUUGCACCCCCCAUUUGCCAUCAGAACAGCCUCAAUUCAUUGGGGGCAUGGACUCUACAAGGUGUGGAAAGCGUUCCAGAGGUGUUCCUAAUGUUAUGUACACUCAGUGCAUAUAAAUGGCCACAUGAUAAGCCAAAACCCCAGAAAUAACUAAACAACCAGCCCCUUCUGAUGGAGAUGGUGUGGCAUUUUACAUGACAACGGUUAGGGUAAAGGAGGGCUUGAAGAAAGGGAAAAACAGCAUGGAGGCAGAAACAAGCUCUGAUGCAUUAGCUACCGCUUAUGAGAGCAUGAUGUUGUUUUGCUGCUGCUGCUGUUGUCAGUAUUGUCCAUAUACAGUAUGAGAAAAAUACUGUAAAAAAAAAAAAAUACUAUCAAGCCGUCUCUUCUAACACUACUUUUGCCGAAAAGCUAUAAGACUGAAUACCAUUGCCAUAAACUGUGUUUCAGACAUCAGUACCUCAGCAAGCUUCAGACAAUAGUCAGAAAGUCAUCUCAAACAGACGUUAUGGGUAGUUUCACCUCAGUGGGGAUUUUUCCUGGCGCCAAAGCUGUACAUCACUCUCAUUUCAACUCAUGCCAGGACUGGGUAGAAAAUGAGCAGAUAAUCCAGUCUGUCACAGUACGCCAGUUGUGCUGUUGCACUAGUUUCUCAGCGUUUGGAAUAAUCUCAAUAAUCUCAUACAUACAGUGCCUUGCAAAAGUAUUCAUCCCCCUUGGUGUUUUUCCUAUUUUGUUGCAUUAAAAUCUGUAAUUUAAAUAUAUUUUUAUUUGGAUUUCAUGUAAUGGACAUACACAAAAUAGUCCAAAUUGGUGAAGUGAAAUGAAAAAAAUAACUUGCUUCAAAAAAUUCUAAAAAAUAAAUAACGGAAAAGUGGUGCGUGCAUAUGUAUUCACCCCCUUUGCUAUGAAGCCCCUAAAUAAGAUCUGCCGCAAACCCAACACCUCUCAUCACCCCGAGAACACCAAUUGAAGGAAUGAUGGAUGGCGCUAAAUACAGGGAAAUUCACCUUCCAGCAGGACAAUGACACUAAGCAUACUGCUAAAGCAACACUUAGUGUUUUAAGAGUAAACAUUUAGAUGUCUUGGAAUGGCCUAGUCAAAGCCCAGACCUCAAUCCAAUUGAGAAUCUGUGGUAUGACUUAAAGUUUGCUGUACACCAGCAGAACCCAUCCAACUUGAAGGAGCUGGAGCAGUUUUGCCUUGAAGAAUGGGCAAAAAUCCCAGUGGUUAGAUGUGCCAAGCUUAUAGAGACAUACCCCAAGAGACUUGCAGCUGUAAUUGCUGCUAAAGGUGGCUCUACAAAGUAUUGACUUGGGAGGUGGGGGGGGGGGUGAAUAGUUAAGCACGCUCAAGUAUUCUGUUUUUUUGUCUUAUUUCUUGUUUGUUUCACACGAAAAAAUAUUUUGCAUCUUCAAAGUGGUAGGCAUGUUGUGUAAAUCAAAUGAUACAAACCCCCCCAAAAUCCAUUUUCAUUCCAGGUUGUAAGGCAACAAAAUAGGAAAAAUGGGGGGUGAAUACUUUCGCAAGCCACAGCAAUAGGGAAAUAAAAAUAGUGACGAAGUCACAGCUAUUAUUUUUUUGAUCCUUUAUUUUAUGUUUAAUUUCAGAAAAUAGGCGGUAGGGAUUGGUAGUAGUAUUGUUGUUAUUAGUAUUGUUUGGUAUUGGUGACAGUAGUACAGUAGGAAAAUGUUGGUGGUUAUUGGCAUCUGGCUACAAUAUUUGUGUAAUGAAAUUGAUAUCAUAUUCCUUGUGUUACAAAUUACUAUUUACUGUAUAUAAGAAAAUCUUGAUGUAUUUGCAUUAGGUGAAAUAAGAUUUGAAGAAAAAAUGAUAUAUUUUUGGAUGCAACUGUUUCAAUCUCAAAAUGACAGAUAAUACAUUGAAGCACGUUGUUGUGAAUGUGGAUCAAAGACCAACAAUUUACUUUUCAAAGCUGAAAUGUUCCUUAGUUGUGGGUGGGGGAGUAGUUACGAGCCUAAUAUUGGGUAAUGGUGGAUGGUGUUUAGCGGUUACAUUAAAGUUGGGUUGUCAUCGCACACUGUAGGGCACUCACUCAAAUUCACGCACAUGCACACCCACUCGCCCAUCCACACAGACAGAGACAUAUAUACACACACAAUCACACACAUGCAGGUUCGUGGUUGUGGUCACCCCAUUAAGAUUAACCAAAUGUAGUGGAGUAAUAUUUUAUAUAUACACAUAUUAUAUACACCUCACCUGCAACUCAUAAUAAGACUAUGCAAUGAAUAUGUUAACAAAGUAUAUUAAAUUAAUUAUCUGACUCCAUAAAGAUCAUUUAGAAAUAUACAAGAGACUAUAGCUGAGUUACAGUAAUAGAAAGGUCAAGAAAGAAUUAAGUAAUGUCUAUAUGUAUGUAUAUGUAUUUAUGUGUAUAUGUAUGUGUAUGUAUGUAUAUGUAUAUGUAUAUGUGAGAAGAAAAAAAAAACAUACGGGGGAUUGGAAGUGAUGCAGACAAUUACAUUGAUGGAAGUUACAAUCUAUCUGCAAUAUUAAAGUUGAUCUAACCCCCCCCCCCCCCUUUUUUUUUUAUCUAUAUCAAAAGCAAAUAUUUAAUUAACAUUGUAAAAUGAAGGGAUUCACAAACAUUUCAGUCAUUUAGCAGACACUCUUAUCCAGAGCAAAUAGGGUUAAGUGCCUUGCUCAAGGGCACAUAGACAGAUUUUUCACCUAGUCGGCUUGGGGAUUCAAACCAGCAACAUUUCGGUUACUGGCCCAACAUGCUUAACUGCUAGGCUACCUGCCGCCCUGCACAAUACAUAAGCUUAAAUUACAAAGCAUUACUAGGCCUGAUCAGAGAGGGAGAGAGAGAGAGAAUUCAUAGUUCCUGAGGAGGAGAGAGAGAAAGAAGGAGAGAGAGAAAGAAAGAGAGAGAGUAUAUGUGACCGACCGGCUCAAUCCGGUCCUAUGUAGCAAAAUUUGAAAUGGUGUUUUUUACAUUGGAUAAAAGUAGAGACAGAACUAGAAAAUGGUAUAUCAUACACUGCAGUUGAGGAACAAGGGGAAAGUAAUUCUGCUUUGAAAGUUGAUAAACUUGUAACCCCACUUUUGAGAAAAUGGCUCUUGAAUGUUUUGGUACACCAACUGGAGAGCUCUUCUUUGUCUACACCCAUUCAGCAUCGUUCACACCCUCUAAAGCCUUAGCCCCACCCAUCUCUUUAAGGAUUCACAUGUGAGGCCAUGUGCUAAACAGAGUAAGGUGGUGUAGUAAACAACCAAAGAUUUCAAGACUAAAAGGGGUGAAAGUAGUCAGCCACAUCUAGCUAAGUGGAUGGGUCACUAUUGUCUAGACAUGUACACAUGUUCAUGAAAUACAAUAGAUCGUAAUUACCCCUAGACACACUGGAUAACUUGAUGGGUCAUGUAAUCAUCUAGUGAAGUGGAGUCUUUUGUUUUCGAUCUAGUGGAGUCUUUUGUUUAGCUAGCUAAACAAUGAACCUAAUGGUGCUUUCAAGACGACUGGGAACUUGGAGGAAUAUGAGGUCAAAUCAUAUGACGUCAGUGAUCUUCAGGUUGGAAAGUCGGGGCUCUAGAAAAAGGCCUGAGUUCCCGAGUUGGAAUUCCGAGUUGGAGGACCGUUCAAAACUAUUUUUCCCAAUCAGAGUUCUUUUUUUGUAUGCACUGAAGUUGGAAGUCGGAGAUUUCUGAGUUCCCAGUUGUUUUGAAUGCGGCAAUAAUCCCAACCCAUACUACUAGCAAUAUAAACUGAUUGUCAUGGCUAGCCACCAUGCAUGUUAGCACGUUAGCUAGCUAGCGAGCCAGCCAGCUAAUGUUAGCUAGUUAGCUAACAGUAUGCUUUAUCUUGCAAUGAAAACUACUUUCUGACAAAAUUAGAAACGUAUAAUAUCUGAAAAUGUAGCUAGCUAGACUAUCUUACCCGUAUACAUGGAUGAACGCUUCUCUCUCUCUGUCACAGAUGCCAUGGUUGCCCUUAGUUUGAAGAUGUAAUCCGGAGACAGGUGUUUUAUACAACAGCCUUCUGUGUGUUCUCUUUUCGACUGCAUAUUUGCAAUCGAAUUCCAGAAUUUUCUCCAUCUCUUUAGCUAUCAUACUCUGCUUCCACCGGGCAUUCCACUGGGUCAACUUCUUCCGUGACAACAACACUGUUGAUCGCCGUUUCAGAAGACUCUACAAUGUCUGGUUCAAUGAAAAUAUAUUUUUACCUAAAUCAGGGAUUUUCUCAAUGUCUGAUUCAUUAUCAGAGUCAGAGAGAAUCAGCAUGGCACAAUCAUCCUCCAGAAAGUGGAGAACAGUAGCAACACUUUUGCAGUUCUUCAUAUCUUUCAAAAAAGCUGUGGUAGAAAGGACUACCUACACAUACUGAGCAGCUCAUGUUAUAGACAGAAGCAUGCUACAUGGCAUACCAAUCCGAACUAAUCUCUCAGCAUGGCCAGCCCAUCCAUUAUCUCAGCCAAUAAUGUCUAGCGGGAAGCUUCCUGUCUUUUUCCGUGGCUAAACCAACUACGCUCUUAAUUUAACAAUUUUUAAAAAAGAACUCUGAUUGGGAAAAAUAGUUUUGAACGGUCCUCCAACUCGGAAUUCCAACUCGGGAACUCAGGCCUUUUUCUAGAGCCCCGACUUUCCAACCUGAAGAUCACUGACGUCAUAUGAUUUGACCUCAUAUUCCUCCAAGUUCCCAGUCGUCUUGAAAGCACCAUUAGGUUCAUUGUUUAGCUAGCUAAACAAAAGACUCCACUAGAUCGAAAACAAAAGACUCCACUUCACUAGAUGAUUACAUGACCCAUUAAGUUAUCCAGUGUGUCUGGGGGUGAUUACGAUCUAUUGUAUUUCAUGAACAUGUGUACAUGUCUAGACAAUAGUGACCCAUCCACUUAGCUAGAUGUGGCUGACUACUUUCACCCCUUUUAGUCUUGAAAUCUUUGGUUGUUUACUACACCACCUUACUCUGUUUACAAUUUUAUUUGUAUGUACAGAUGGCAUACAAGUUUGUUAUUAAGGAACAUGAAAGUUCACAUUUUAAAAAAUGCAUUUUGAUUUAAAAAAUGCCUCUCCUGUGAAGUAGUGACGUGCAACAUACGCCUAUUUUCCUGAAACGGCUCACAUAUCUCACCAGCACAGGUCAUGAACAAAAGAGAAAGAGACUUCGCUCUGAUGACAUACUCCACUUUUGUGUGUGCUAUGCUAGUCAAAUAGAAUCAAAGGAAUUGGGAAUAGAAAUCUCCCCAAAUCCUGUUUUUAACUUUUAUCCAUGUAAAAUGUGUGUGUGUGUGUUUUUUUUGUGCAUGCAAAUAUGAGGAACACGAAUAGAUAAGUAUCGUUCUGUUGUCAGCCAAGCUUGUCAGAAAUGUCAAUAGUAUCUGCUCGUUAACUUCCUCAAUGAAACUAAUUUUAACGCUCACUGCAUGAGAAGCGACUUGUGCAAUCUCAUUGAAGGAGAGGAUGUUGCCGUUGCUGCCUUCUCGAGACUGGUGUGUGACAUGGAGGACAGCACGGCAACUGUAAAGCUUUACAUGGAUCCACUAACCUCAUUAAAGAGGCUUAUUUCCCCCCCUGACACAUGCGCCGCUCGCGUGGUAAGAUGAUAAUGAAUUUAAAGAACACUUAUGACUAAUAUGUCAGGCUUUUACCCUUUAAAAGGCGGCGGACUCGCUGGAGCCACAGCUCCGAUCUGUCCCGGGCAUCCGUCUCGACCCUACUUUACUCCAAAUGCAAUGGGUCUGAGCAAAAGGGAUAAUGGGAUGUCCAAUUAAGGAAAUCUGAUUUCUAUUGACCACAGACCCAGUAAGUGAGUCGUAGAGGGGUCUUAACAAAUUGGAUUUGGUCAAUGGAUGGUGAAAAAUACAGGAUGCUGUACAUUCGUGUGAUUGUGGGGCCCCGUGUAGCUCAGUUGGUAGAGCAUGGCGCUUGCAACGCCAGGGUUGUGGGUUCGAUUCCCACGGGGGGCCAGUAUGAAAUUGUUUUAUGCACUCACUAACUGUAAGUCACUCUGGAUAAGAGUGUCUGCUAAAUGACUAAAAUAAAAAUGUAAAAUUGUGUCUGUUCUCUACCUCACACAUCAUCAGGAUUCUCGCUAGCAUUGUGUCACAUCACACUUGGUUACAUCCUGCAACAUAUUCAAUUGAGAUAAUUAUACUAUGUCAUUCUCAUCCUGAUGCAGAAAAUACCUGAUUAAAUUUAAAAACAUUGUGGUAUGGUCCACUUGUGCAUCAAUUUAGGGUUUCAUGAGGAGUUUACUGUUUUUGUGAGCUCAACUCCCUUGCCCCAAGUUGCUUCUUCAAGGUUAAAAUAAUAUUCAAGUGUAAUACCUUCGACCUAUAGAUCAUUUAACGUUCAUUCAUAUUUUCCCUUUCAAAAUAAAUAUAAUAUUUGGAACAAUCAGAUAUUGACCUAGCACUUUUUAAAUGGUUUGGAUGUUACCGCUUGGACGUGCUAUAACACAUAGGAAUAGGCUCUUGGAUCAGGCUAAGGUACUGUGGCUACAUAGUAACAGGAUUUCCUAGUUGUCAGAAAGGUCUUCGGAGGUGUUGUCAUCCUUGAAGAGGACUUGUCAAGUUCAUUAGAGAGCUCUAUAUCUUUUAACCGGAUUAAUGUUAAUGGCCAUCGGCUUUAUGGGUGAUUAGUUAAGUAGGCCCACCAGAACAGUGCGGAGAACUGUGCAUCGUUCCUGCUGAGUAAGCAAAGAGUGCCCGUGCCACUUUGGAACCCACACGAUGAUUAAUGGUCCGACCCAUUGCCACAUCUGGAACAAAAGUUAAAGCUCUUCGAUGUAUGGGUUAGUCCCUCUCUCCCUUAACUCAAACUGCAAAGACACAACCAGGGAAUAGGGAGAAGGCUAGAUCCUGAUCAGAAAACAAAUACCAUAGAAACAGAAACUUCCAAUAAAGCAAGACAAAGGUAUUUGAUGAUGAGUCAGAUAUUCAAUAGUUUGUGGCUUGCAAGUGUAUUGAGGCAAUCGGUAAGAGAAAUGUAUGGAAUUCGUUGCUAAAUAUUUGACAGUGGUAGCUUAGGUGUCUUAUACUCAAGGGAAAAACAAAGCCUACCUGAGUGUUGUUUGAGUUGGACGUCAUGUAGAUAAUAAGGCUUUGAUUCCAAAAUGCUGAUAGAGAGGGUUAUAUAAAUUCCACCUGCUGAUGUUGGGCUUUUAAGUGGCACCCUCUGGAGAAAAAAGCCACACAACACAUACGUUUAUAACCCUGGAAAUCUCACUAAGUCGUGCAUUUAUGUCAUGUUUUUCUAUUUCAUAUACACAACAAUUCAAUUCUUCCUAUUUCAAAAGCAAAAUGUUUCCCACAUUACUUAUUGAAGGGAAAAGAGCAGUAUUAUUUGUGUAGUAUAAACGUCUAAGUAGAUUACAUGGGAGGAAAUGGGAGGAGGGAGGUUGUCAUGAGGGUGGUGGUGGCAGGCCCUUCCGCAGAGGGACAAAGAGAGAGAGGUAACUGUGUAAAGCUGCCAUACCCAUUUCCACCAGGCAUAGCCUUCCGCGAACCGCCGGAUGCUAACAUAGCCACCACAACAUUGCGCUGUGACUCUGUGUAGGUGGCAGAGCUAACUUUUCAUGUGCAAGGUGCUAGAGGCUGAACCCAGGGGGAGUGCCAACUUGCACAACCUCUACUAGCAUAAUAAUACCUGACAAGGCUCUAUCAAUGCUGGUAUGUACUGGAGUAGAAUUUAUGAGCUGCGUAAAUUGGCAUUUUGUCUUUUGUCAGUUUUUAGUACUGUAGAAAUAGAACAUGUAAUUGUUGUAAAUUUUGUUUAUGUAGAUGCAACAGUAAUGCUCGCUAAGGGAAAAAUCUCAGUUCCGCAGAGAUAAAGUUUGUUGGAGGUAGCACUCCUUAAAACCAGUAGGUAAGACUGAAAGAUGUGUGUUUACAGUUGUGUAGUGGAAGAAUGGGUAGAUAUAGGUAUGAGCCCUAUACUCAGUUAUAGCAUUGUCUUAGAAUUGUCCAGACAGUUUUCUUAAGUUUAAUUUUUUAUUCCAAGAAUAGAGGUUGGCCUGUGUCUGUUCCUCUCCUUAUAGACAGCUAUUUGCUCCUAAAACAACAGCUAUAAAUAUUAUAAUAGUACUGUAUUGUUCGUGUUGACAUUUUAUUGUGUAUGACAUACCUACAGCUAACAAAUGCUUAGGGUUAACCUUUCUCUUACUCCUUUGAGAUCUCCUCUUAUGGUGUUCUUGGUGAAUUGUGUCUAAGGUUAAAGCCAGCAAGGGGACAUUAUGGCAACAGAGGAAUUCCUGGAAAGGGCUUUUACCCAAAGCACUAAUUAGUGAACAUAAAGUUUUUUCAAGCUUUCUGGAGAAAGGCUGAAGACUUAUUUGCGCCUUUCACACCACUUCUCCAUGGCAACAGGGUUCCAACAAUCCAAUGACAGAUUAGGAGAUGCUUGUAGCAAGAACCGAGUUUUCCACACAUGGAAGUUGAGUAUUUGUCUUCUUACUGCGCUUGCUGUGUGGAGGGGCAAACAAAAGAUGCUCAGGAGUCACUGUCUCUCCAUUUAAACAUAUGGAGGGUUGUACCUUAAACAGGGGGCUGUUCAAAAACGCUGUUUGAUUAUGUACUAUAGGAAACCUACCCUCGUGCCUUUUUUAGAGUUUAAGUCCUAAAGAAUCUUGUUCUCUUUUGAAUCUCUGUCCCUGUUUUGAAGAAUUGUUUAAUUGAAUCCCAAAUUAUCAUGGUCAUUGGACUCAUUCAUUUACUUUGUAAAGCGUAAUAUCGCCUCUGCACAAAGCGACAACUCACUGAGACAAUAGUUAACAUUAGAUAAUAGAUCAUAACAGAAACAACAUCUGAGAUCACAUAGGACCUUUGGGAGAAUAUUUGGUUUGAUCAAUGAUUCAACAUACCUCUACUUCAAUAAACACUGAGAUUAGAUUCAGACACCAUUUUCUGGCUCAGUUUAGCCUAGGUAGAAAACCAUACCAAGCCUCCACAUGGCAGAAUAUUUUAUUUCAUUGUACUUUCCUUUCUCUCUGCAGCCUUAUCGACCCCACAUCAGCUUCUGUAAGGAACAACAGGUAAAGCCCAAGAGAUAUCCUGGCCUGUUGUUAUUUAUUUAUGUAUAUAUUUCUGGAUUUAUUUAUGACUCCCUCUUCUUGCUCUGUCCCAGUUGCAGGCUGUCUUUCCAUCCAAACGUGAGCGGUAUACGAACACAAGUCUUUGUCUGAAAACAAAACAAAACAUACAAUUUGUGGUAAUCUAUGUUAUUACAUUAAGCCUACAUUUCUUUCACAUUAUUUAUUAAUUUUUCUCAACAAAAUGUCUUACUUACUUACAUCCAGAGUCCUGUUUUAACUCUCCCUUUGUAUUGGCAUGAGCCUAUAUCACACGGUAAUAUUUGAAAGUGAGUCAGGGCAGACUUGAGUAAGGGCUGUGGAUCACCUGCAGUUGCAGGUUGGAACUGGCUGUGUGGUCUGUUUGUUGUCUUGAGGAGGAGGGAGAGUGCUGCAGUAGCAGCAUACCUGCAGGCAGCAGCUGUUCCAAGCAGGCUGUCUUCUCUCCGGGUGUGUCCCAAAUGGCACCCUAUUCUCUAUAUGUUGCAUUACCAUUGACUAGAAGGGCACUGGUCAAAAGUAGUGUACUAUAUAGGGAAUACAGGGCUAUUUGGGAUGCAAACUCCCUCUCUCUACACCUGCGUGACAACUCCUCUGCCCCACCAUGGCAGCUGCGCGCGUCCCCCCCCUCCCCGUACACCUGUCUGUGAAUGCAGUCUCAUUCGUGGUGUCAGACAUGGCAUCGGGGUGCCCAGACUGCCAACCCGUGCCAGCCAGUGCCAGCUCACACUAUGCCCUCCAGCUUUGUCACCUCGGCUCCUCUUUGCCAAUGUCACAGCGUGGCACCGUGGGGUCACCCGCCGCUAUUCUGGUCCCAUGCCAGGAGAAUAUGCUUUUCAUGGCAUUUGGAGAGUGUGAGUAGUGUCUCCUGUAGUAAUGUAAGAGCAGCAGCUGCCAAGUUCCAGUAACUUUCCCAGUGAGCCUUUUCUGUGGGAGCUAUUUUCUGUUUGGGUCCUGCUGUAGUUCAUGAGUUUUAUAACAGCUUAUGAGUUAUUAUUAACACUUAUAGUCAGUGUUAUAACACAUUAUAAGUCAUUAUAAAGGACGUUAUAGAGCAUUAUACGUACUACAUAGAAAGUGUUAUCGGGAGUUUGGUAAUCUGUCUUUUCUCUUUGACUAGUUCCCGAAAAGAAAAUGUCUCAAUAUUAUACAGAUUUACAACGGAUUUUUGAGAAAAUAUACUUGGCAUGAAUAAAUUAUUAUAAUAUCCGGGUUUCCAUCCAACCUUUUUAUGCAAUUAAAUUACGUUGGAUAAAAAAUGUCAUGAUGGAAAGAACAUUUUUCGGUAAACUUUCCAAAUGUCGACAAAACUAAAUACGCUAGACAAGGUGGGAUCUAUUUGUGUCGGUAAACUGAAUUCUGCGAGAAAAUGUCGGUGGGAAAGCUUUUAUGCGCAAAUAUUGAUAUAAUAACCAUCAUAUCGAAGUAAACUUGGAGUCACGUGAUGACAUGUUGUGUGGUCCUCCCACUACAACUUGUCGGGAAAGCAUGCAGUUUAUUAGGCUACAGAUUAAAUACAUUAUGAUGAACUUCACAGGGUGCUGAAAGUGCAAGGUGAUGAGCUUGAUGCUCCUUUCCAAUAAAUAUUGAGGGUCUUAUUCUGAUGACAUAAUAUGCUUGGCUGCCAUUUGACAAAUACAAAUAUGUAGGCUAUUCAUGCACUCUAGCCAACAGCGCGCAGAUAGCACUGUUGGCUAGAGCGCACAUGCCAAUACCAGAGUGGGGACACUUGCUAAAUAAUGCAAAAAAUAUGUGAGAAAACCAUCAGUAGAGUUGAAAAUGCAAUGGGAAUUUAACCGCAAAAGGUAUUUUUAUGUGUACUACAUCAUCACGCACAGCCUUUUAUCAACAAGUUAAUUUGAUGGAAACACAUCUCUGGUGGGAAAAUGCGCCAAUUGGAUGGAAACCUAGCUACUGGCUAAACUCCCAACAAUGUUUUCUAAAAGUUGAAUUUCUUUUUUGAUGAGUAGAAUUUGAAGCUCACUGGAUUAAAUGGAUCCUGUUUCUGAUUCUCUCUGAUUCUCAAACAGUAAGCAAUGAAAAUAACCUCCUUUCUAUGCUGCUUAUGAAUACAGGUAGUGUUCAUAGUAAUCCAUGUCAAAGUUACCUUGCAUUAGGGCCUGGCUAUUACAGUAGUAGCAUCUGGGUCAUGGCGUCUGUCGGUCGGUCUGUUGGUCUGUCAGUCUGUCUGUCCUGUGGGCUGAACCAACUGGAGAUGAUUAGGGGGGUAUUGAGCAGUUUAGGGAUGAGCUGAGGAUGAGAUGAUUGUCUCCGGCGUGCGGCCUGGGUGAUAAAACGGCAGCUCAUGUCCUGCUUAGCUGCCCCCCCCCCCCACCCCCCCAUUCAUGAGGGAGAGCUGAGUCAGGCGGCUAGGUCUUAAAACACCCCCUCCCCAGCCCCGCUCACACCACAUCUCCCCAUGUCCAUUCCCUAUAGCCCUAGGCAGAGAUUAUGACCUUGGCCUGGCCACCCAUGUGGGGGGAAGGGGCUGUCCCUCUUUAGCCAACCACAUGGGGACAGAGCAGGAAAAGUGUGCUAAUUACCUGCGCUAACGAUGUCCUUGCUUGUCACAGCUUAGCGUCGUUACUUUACCACGGGAUAAUAACCCCGUAGCCUCAGUGAGAAGUUCAGUGUGACAUUAUCACUAUCACUUUGAGUGAUAGGGAGCAGGUGGGGUCGGGGGUUUAGUUGCUAGCGGUUUGGAUGAGUGCGGACCUGAGUUGCAUGGUUAAUCUGAGUUGGCCAGCCAUCUGACUAUGAACCUAAAGAAAGUAGACCUCUGAAUUGAGUGGAAUAAAAUCAUUAAAAAAAUAAAAUGUUAUAUUCUUUACAACUUGUCUGUAUUUUGAUUUAGGUCUAGGGCUUUGUCGGACUAGUGUCACCGAAAGUGUGAUUUCACUGCACAACAAAAGCAUCCUUGCUCGCUUAGCAACCAGACAGGAUGUUUUGUCUGCGUUUCUUUGUGUUUUGAGUUUGACUCACUGAUUCCCGCUAACUGAGAAGCGACUGGUAACCCAACGUGGUCAGAAUCAGACAAAAUAAAUUCCCACGCAUCUGUUCUGUACAAUUUGAAAAACAGCUCGGAGCACGACAGGCUGGCAUUAUGGAGCUGGAGCCUAUAAUCAUUGUGCUGUAAAAAGCCAGAAUCCAGCAGCCGCAAACCAUGUGGCCUCCUCGAAGUGGUGACCAAUCAGAACCAUCCCCAGCCACUCUGCCUUGUUACCAUGACCCCCUCCGCUGUCUCUUCCUGGUUAGCAAUAAUGUUCCCUGAACAUAUAGGGAACCUUUUGGCUCCUGUUUUUAUGUUAGACAACAUUAUAACUAGAAUGUUCACUAAACUUGAUUUGGACAUAUUCAGUUCAGACUUGAUGCUCCAAAUGUAAGGAAACCAGGAAAAACUAUUUAAUUUAAUGAGAUGUAUCUGUAUCUGAUUUAUCUGUCUUUUGUCUUUUGUACAAUAAAGAAGACACUUGAGGAUGUCACUCUUGAACAACAAAUGUAACAUUCAGUGAACCAAAACGUUUUAUCCAUUACCAUAUAGUGACAGAAAUUUGUCUGGGAUAUUCCCUCAAAUGCUAAGUGCCUGUUUUCCAUCAUUAUGCUGCUUAAUGCAAUCAGAGUGCUAAUCAGAUUGAGUGGAAGUACCUCCAUGACACAGUUGUGUGCAUGGCUGCUGCUGCUGGGUUAGAGGGAGCUUGUGGGGAAUUGGGCAGGCAGAUCCAAGCCCUAACCUCUAAAACCCUCCUCCGGUUUGGACUCGACAAGAGGCUAGGGCAGUGGUGUCACUGUGGGAGAGAGAGGGCGUUUAGUUUCCUUUCAAAUACUUUCAGCAUCUAGGGAUUACAGUUCAAAAUUGGCAAGCUGGCAAAUUUACAGAAAUGUUGCUAAAUGUGCAUCGUCCCUGUAACCUAAUAAGGUCCCUUUUCACUGAGUUCUGGAGUGCCCGAUGGGCAGGGUUUGCACUUUUGGGACUAUGCCAUUGGUUCCAUUGUGCCAGGCAAGCUCAGUCAAAUGCAGCUAAAGUAUUUGAAGUAAAACAAAUACUAUUUGAACUGAAGUCUGGCCAUUAGCGAGUCAGACUGACUGAGGAUCAGUAUUCUAGUUGGCCUACUGCAGUUUACUUUACUUGAAUGUUUAAAACAAAUCCCUGUAGUGUAUCUAGACAGACACUACAAACUGGUCUCUUCUCCCAUCUGAAUUUGGGGGAGCAAUAAUCUAAUUUUAAGCUCUUAAGUGACUUAGUUGAGUUCUGAAUGUGUUGAAUAAAGCAUCUUACUGUAAGGUUCAAGAUGAGUAGGGAUGAGACCAAAAGGUACUUGAUGCAGGAGUCUGUCAUUGGGGUGUCAUACACACCUCAAAGCCAAGGGAAGAAUAGACACACAGGUUGAUUAGUCACUAAUGAAGUCUGUUUGAAUUCCAAUUUCUACAGAAUACAGAAAAACAGUGGGUAUAUGAGAGGUUCUUGGUUAGUAUAGGUGUGUCUGUUUACGUGUGUGCGCACAUGCGCACACACAACUGUAUGUGGUGAAUUUGUGUGUGUGGAUAUACGCUAGUGUUUGUUCGGUCUUUUGUAUUCUAUAGAUCAGACUCUCCCUCGCCUGCAUUACGUUUUGUUAUAUUUCAUAAUUCUGUAGUAGAUUUUUCUUCUGAGGAUGAAGUGUGUUGUGAGUUACCGGGUAGAAUGGAGCUUUAAUUAACUGUAGCUGUAGCUAUGUACUGUUGUGUUGUGUCAUGUUAUGGUAUGUUGUGUCUUUCCCUGUUGAAAUGUGUGUGCUUUUUGCUAUGUUGUGUUACUAUGUGUGUGUGCCUUGUUGUGUCUUAAUGUGUCAUGUAAAGCAAUGUGUGUUGCUAACCCCCUGACUCUGUCUGUGUUUCAGUCGUGACAGUGACCUCUCUACGAUCAUCUCCAACCUCCACCAUACCAGACAGCACGGCAUGCCCGAGAGCCAGCCCGCAACUGACCUCAGCACCAACACAGGACACACAGGUAGGAUAGGUGUGUGUGUGUGUUUGUCUUUCUUUCUUUUUCUCUCCGUAUUCCUCUUAUUUGUAAUGAGGUUACGUAUUCUUCCAUCAACAUGAGUAAUCACUAUUAUGCAUUAGUCCCAUAAUUUGCUGUAAUUUGUUUGAUUGGGGAACUUACUGUAAGCUUAUUACUGAUUCCUGAAGGUGGCUCUCAAGUCAAUUACUAAAUGUAAUUUAUUUGCCUUUUCUAUUGUACUCCAGGUUUUUCCUUAAUCCCCUGUUUUAAAUUACCAUGAAAUAAAUAGCUUUGUUUGCCAUUAAUCCAGUUUCAUGGGCGUAAAGGAACCAUGGUGUGUGUUAAGCUAAAAGCCUUCUAACAGCUUACAGCCCCACAGUUAAACACCCCUAACACCAGCCACUGUUUCAUUAGUUUUAGUUGUUCUGAAUCAGAUUGUUUUAGUUCAGAAUUAGACUGUUUUAGUCCGGAAUUAGACUGAAUGUUGGAUGUUUAUGCUUUCAGGUAGAUACGUGUGUAAUAUUUCUGGGUAACAUGGCAAAAGUUAGACACGAUAGAACUAAUUGGUAUUUAGAUACUCUAGCUGUUGUGCGCUGGUGUAUGGUCUCUUUUCUGUUUUUUGUCCUUACAUAUCAUGCUUUGUGCAUAUGUGUGUGUGUGUGUUUUCUAUUCAGUAGACAUUCACUACCAAUAAUUGAGAUAAGCCAUGUCGGAAGUCCCCGACUGUUUUUGUGGUCAGAGGUGUCUGGAAUGGCCUUGUGUUACUGCAAGGACAUACUGUACUUUUACACAGACAAUUAUCCUUUUUUUUACCCAAACUAUCUCUCAAAUGUUGGUUAGGUGGGGACCUGCUGGUUUGUGGGUUAAAAAUAGGUUUAGACCAGCUGACCCAAGAGUUUUGGUUUAUAGAGUUUGUCACAAGAAAUAUCAAAAGGCUGGAGGUGAGUCACAGAAUAAAAACGAAGUGCUAACACUUUACAUCAAUGUUACAUUUGUAAAGGGCGGCAGGUAGCUUAGCGGUUAAGAGCGUUGGGCCAGUAACCAAGAGGUUGCUGGGUUGAAUCUCUGAGCCGGCAAGGUGAAAAAUCUGCUGUUCUGCCCUUGAGCAAAGCAGUUAACCUCCAACAACAACUGCUCCCUGGGUGCCUUGGAUGUCGAUUAAGGCAGCCCCCCGCACCUCUCUGAUUCAGAGUUCUUGGGUUAAAUGUGGAAGACACAGUUUGGUUAAAUGCAUUCAGUUGUGCAACUGACUAGGUAUCCCCCUUACCUUAGUGUCAAAUGUCCUUUAUAAAGGUAAUCUUAAAGGGGAAGUUCAGGAUUUUACAACUUGAGGUUAGAUGGUUCCUCACUCUGAAAGUAGUCUAUGGGCCAGGAGAAACUGUAACCCAUGGUUUGGUUUUCUUUAAAACAGCCAAUACAAAUUUCUCAAGUGUUACCAACAAAGCUGACCAACCACAGAUUUAACCCAUAAAGAAGUACCCUUACCAUGGUCAAGUAGUACAGUGUUCGGAGAGCAGAUCCUUACCCCCUGUGGACGGUCUGUUCCUCUUCAUCCCAUUAGUCAGAGGGUCAUACAUGUAGCAUAAUCAUCCCCCAAAUCCAACACCUCGUCCUCUAUUGUAUCUCUCUGAGCUCAUCCUUCUAGUAGCUUAAUUGCCCAUACGGUUGCUAAUACAGAGGGAUGAGGCGGUGGAGGUGUGGGGGGACGAGGUCAUGGAGGGGUGUCUGCCUAUCCUCCCUCAUUUGGGUGGGGCGCGGGGGUGUUAAAGUCUCAGACGCCCAGUGUUUUUAGACCCCAGUUUGGGACGGAUUUCCCAAAAAGACCUGUCUAAUCGGCUGCUAAGCUUAAUGGGGAAAUCAGCUCGUGAAUGGUAAUCUUAAUGGAGAAAGACACAAAGGGAUGAGGGUGGGGGGGGGGGGGGGGGGUAAUGAGGGGUGAGGGAGGGAGAUUUGAGCGCGGUGUGGCCAGCGCCGGAGGGGGCCUGGGCCUAAAAUCUGUCAGUUUGAGCAUUAAAGGGAGAUUUAACAGGGUGGCUAAGCGGCUCGCUCCGUGUCUGUAAACAAGUCCAAUCCCAUCAGCCACUAGCUCACAUUCUGUCUGCCAGUGAAAUUAGAGAGACAUACACACUCAAUAUACACAGUAGUGCAUGUUCAUACACACACACACACACACACACACACACUGGGACACAUGGAGGUAAUAGGACAGAGAAUGAACACACCUGUAUGGUAAGAUCAGGUUUGGUGAGUGUACAUGUAUAUGGUGAGUUUUUAAAAGGUUUAAUACUUGACAAACUUUUGAAUAGUUUUUUGACCAUACUUGUCAUGAUGGGAUAAACCGUUUCCAUUGUUAUACAGUGCAUUCGGUAAAGUAUUCAGACCCCUUUACUUUUUCCACAUUUUGUUACGUUACAGCCUUAUUCUAAAAUCGAUUAAAUUGAAUGUUUUCCUCAUCAAUCUACACACCUUACCCCAUAAUGACAAAGCGAAAACAGGUUUUAAUAAUACUAAAUACCUUAUAUAAGUAUUCAGACCCUUUGCUAUGAGACUUGAAUUUGAGCUCAGGUGCAUCCUUUUUCCAUUGAUCAUCCUUGAGAUGUUUCUACAACUUGAUUGGAGUCCACCUGUGGUAAAUUCAAUAGAUUGGACAUGAUUUGGAAAGACACACACCUGUCUAUAUAAGAUCCCACAGUUGACAGUGCAUGUCAGAGCAAAAACCAAGCCAUGAGGUCAAAGGAAUUGUCCGUAGAGCUCCGAGACAGGAUUGUGUCAGAUCUGGGGAAGGGUACCAUAAAAUGUCUGCAGCAUUGAAGGUCUCCAAGAACACAGUGGCCUCCAUCAUUCUUAAAUGGAAGACGUUUGGAACCACCAAGACUCUUCCUAGAGCCACCAAGACUCUUCCAAACUGAGCAAUCGGGGGAGAAGGGCCUUGGUCAGGGAGGUGACCAAGAACCCGAUGGUCACUCUGACAGAGCUCCAGAGUUCCUCUAUGGAGAUGGGAGAACCUUCCAGAAGGACAAACAUCUCUGCCGCAUUCCACCAAUCAGGCCUUUAUGGUAGAGUGGCCAGACGGUAGCCACACCUCAGUAACAGGCACAUGACAGCCCGCUUGGAGUUUACCAAAAGACACCUAAAGGACUCUCAGACCAUGAGAAACAAGAUUUUCUGGUCUGAUGAAACCAAGAUUGAACUCUUUGGUCUGAAUGCCAAGCAUCACAUUUGGAGAAAACAUGGCACCAUCUCUACUGUGAAGCAUGGAGAUGGCAGAAUCAUAAUGUGGGGAUGUUUCUCAGCUGCAGGGACUGGGAGACUAGUCAGGAUCGAGGGAAAGAUGAACGGAGCAAAGUACAGAGAGAUCCUUGAUGAAAACCUGCUCCAGAGCACUCAAGACCUCAGACUGGGCAGAAGGUUCACCUUCCAACAGGACAACGACCCUAAGCACACAGCCAAGACAACACAGGAGUGGCUUCGGGACAAGUCUCUGAAUGUCCUUCAGUGGCCCAGCCAGAGCCCGGACUUCAACCCGAUCGAACAUCUCUGGAGAGACCUGAAAAUAGCUGUGCAGCAACUCUCCCCAUCCAACCUGACAGAGCUUGAGAGGAUCUGCAGAGAAGAAUGGGAGAAACUCUCCAAAUACAGGUGUGCCAAGCUUGUAGUGUCAUACCCAAAGACUCAAGGCUGUAGUCGCUGUCAAAGGUGCUUCAAAAAGUACUGAGUAAAGGGUCUGAAUACUUAUGUAAAUGUGAUAUUUCAUUCAUAAAAACUGUUUUUGCUUUGUCAUUAUGGGGUAUUGUGUGUAGAUUGAUGAGGAAAAAUAACAAUUUAAUCAAUUUUAGAAUAAGGCUAACUUAACAAAAUGUGGAAAAAGUAAAGGGGUCUGAAUACUUUCCGAAUGCACUGUAGCUAUCAUGUCAUGGUGUGAACUUUUGUUUCUAUAGAAACUAUUUCAAUGGUGACUCUGGCUGUGGUGGGAUUGCUCCAAUACCAGUCUGGGUCCUAAAUGGCACCUCUAUUCCCUAUAUAGUGCACUACUUUUGACCUGGGCGUAUAUAGGGAAUAGGGUGCAAUUUGAGAUGGACCCCCAAACAGACAGUACUUCUGACUCUAGUCCUGUACCUCUGUAAUACUAUAGUUUAGUACUAACUGCUCUCUGUUCUGUUGUAGCAUCAAUUAUUUUAUUCAGCUCACUCCACACUGUGUCUAACUUCCAUAACAGGCCUGUGGUUAGAGAAACAGAGAGAAGGGGAGUAAAGAGGGAGAGAGAGACAGAGACAGAGACAGAGACAGAGACAGAGACAGAGACAGAGACAAAGAGAAGGGGAUAGGUGGUGUAGUGGAAGAAAAGUUUGGAGAGGGAGAGAGAGGGAGACAGAGAGAGAGCGAUGAAUGAGUGUGGUGCCGGUAUCAGGGGAGGGCAGACAGCGGGUGUGGCGGCAGUGUGUGAGUGAGUGUGUGUGUGUAUGUGUGUGUGUGUGUGCGCGUGGGUCAGAGGAAAGGGAAGCAGGCUGCUGGGCCGUCUCCGCGCCGGAGUAGGCCGUUAAUUAAAUCUGAGGGACAGACAGGAGGGCUGACUCCCCCCUCUCCUCCCUUCCACCCUCCUCUGUCCGCCUCCCAGGCCUCUGGCUACUCUGGGACUGUGGGAGGGAGAGGGAGAGAGGGAGGGAGAGAGAGGUGAGGAGGAUGGGAGAGAGCAGGGGCGCCGGGCUAAGCGUCUGGCUGCCUGUGGAAACUGUAAACCUUGGCUCUGCG